AACACUGAAUGCUUCAAUUGGGAUGAUGAGUUUGACCUCGAAGUGGCUGGUGUCAGUGAGCUAGCUUGUCUGCUUUAUCAAUGGAAUAGACGUAGCCGGCAUCGCCUCUGCUUUUAUGGUAACCUCCGAUUAACUGAAACAUUCGGAAAAUCUCGUACACUUCUAGCAGGCGUUGAACGGUCUCUGAACGAACCAAAAAGUUCUGAAAAAUCAGCAUAUUCUGACAACGAGACACAUGAACCGAGACAAGAAGCCUUAAUGGACCGAAUCGCUCUUCAACUAGAACCGACAGGUGUGCUUUAUUUGGAACUAGCUCAUUUACCCAUGCCAAUUGCCUAUGCUAGGCGACCAGUUUUGGGUCAGCCAGGGGCACUUUUUGGCGUUCCGCUAUCGAUAGUGCUGCAGCGCGAAGGGAAUACGGUGCCUUAUAUCUUGAGGAAGUCUAUUGAAGAGGUAAGUAGAAUAAAAAAGAUCAAAAAUUGUGUUAAUAUCCAGGCUGCAUUGAGAGAGAGAAUAUAA
Molecule: messenger RNA, 519 nt
Organism: Protopolystoma xenopodis
Lineage: Eukaryota; Metazoa; Platyhelminthes; Monogenea; Polystomatidea; Polystomatidae
Source: the annotation of a GenBank genome assembly